AUGAAGUUCUCUGUCAUCCUCUCGGCCUUGAUGGUCACUGGUAUGGUUGGCGCUGCGCCAAUCGCCCAGCCUGCAUCCAACGGCAUCGAAAAGCCUGGUCCCACUCAGCCUCACCAACAGGACGGAGGACACCCACAGGGAGGUCGUCCCAAGCGCGAGGUCGAUUCCAAGGUCUCUCACCCGCCUCCUCAGUCCCCACACAAUGACCACCCUAAGCGCGAGGUGGCCGCUACUGAGGACCACAAGCACGAUGAUAAGCCUCAUCACGAUGACAAGCCCCACGGCGACCACCCCAAGCGUGAGGUCUCCACUGCUGAUGACCACAAGCACGAUGAUAAGCCUCACCACGAUGACAAGCCCCACGGCGAUCACCCUAAGCGUGAGGUGACUACUUCCGAAGACCACAAGCACGAUGACAAGCCUCGUCAUGAUGACAAGCCCCACGGCGACCACCCCAAGCGUGAAGUAAAGAAUACCGAGGACCACAAGCACGAUGACAAGCCUCACCACGAUGAUAAGCCCCAUGGUGACCACCCUAAGCGUGAGGUCUCCACUACUGAGGACCACAAGCACGACGAUAAGCCUCACCACGAUGACAAGCCUCACGGUGACCACCCUAAGCGUGAGGUCUCCACUACUGAGGACCACAAGCACGACGAUAAGCCUCACCACGAUGACAAGCCCCAUGGGGAUCACCCCAAGCGCGAAGUGGAGAGUGCCGAGGACCACAAGCACGACGAUAAGCCUCACCACGACGACAAGCCCCAUGGAGAUCACCCCAAGCGUGAGGUCUCCACUACCGAGGACCACAAGCACGACGACAAGCCUCACCACGACGACAAGCCCCACGGUGACCACCCUAAGCGCGAAGUAGAGAGUGCCGAGGACCGCAAGCACGAUGACAAGCCCCAGAAGGGUCACGGCGGUCACUAA
Penicillium verhagenii is the source of this 933-nucleotide messenger RNA. RefSeq lists its product as uncharacterized. The coding region runs from base 1 to 933 and encodes 310 amino acids. The transcript has 2 exons. The record is from RefSeq and is a predicted model, not a curated record. NCBI's taxonomy places the organism in Eukaryota, Fungi, Ascomycota, Eurotiomycetes, Eurotiales, Aspergillaceae.